Pangasianodon hypophthalmus (striped catfish) is the source of this 1727-nucleotide messenger RNA. RefSeq lists its product as uncharacterized. Gene Ontology annotation, biological process: autophagosome assembly; positive regulation of DNA-templated transcription. The transcript is spliced from 4 exons. NCBI's taxonomy places the organism in Eukaryota, Metazoa, Chordata, Actinopteri, Siluriformes, Pangasiidae. The record is from RefSeq and is a predicted model, not a curated record. Bases 195 to 686 code for a protein of 163 amino acids. Gene Ontology annotation, cellular component: autophagosome; nucleus.
AAUCUGUGACGUCACGACAAAGAGGCGGAGCUUCGGGCUGGUAAACAAGUCGAGACACUUCACCUCAAAAACAAGCAGCGUGUUCCUCCUCUGUAUUUACACCUUCUGGGCUUUAUUUUUAUUAUUUUUAUUUGAGUUCGGACGCGACUGAUCUUUCCAGUGUCGAGAAAAGAAGAAAAAGAGAAUUUCUUAAAAUGUUCAGUAAAGUUCUGACGCAGAUCCUGCUGGGUGGUGGAGGCGAGGAAGCGGAUGGUGUUGUGGAAGAGAACGAGAGCUUUGUGGAGCUACUGGAGUGUGAAGAUGGGGACUGGAUCAUCAUUAAUACACAAGAUAACUCAUCUCUAGGCCUUCUUGUAGAAGAUCCUCUGGAGAAUCUCCUGAUCGAGCAUCCCAGCAUGUCCGUGUACCAGAUGCGCCAUCAGAGGACGAACGAGGAAGAUGUUUCAGACGAAGAAGAAGAUUCUCCUCCCAGGUGUGUGCAGGUAAGACGUGAUGUGUCGAGUCUCCUGGCACUGUGGUGUGGUUCUGUGCUGUUCUCAGAUCAGAGAGCUCGAGUGUACUCUGAACGCAGGAAGCUGAGCCGCAGCGCCCUCAGCAGGCAGAACCUGGUCAGGACUCGGUUCUCCAACACCGAGCGCCGCUACGGCCACUUCAAACAGCCGACUCAGCGCCUGUACAACUACUGAAACACAGCCGGAGUGUGUGACCAGACGGCGAGGCGUGUGUGUACGGUGUGUGUGUGUGUGUGUGUGUGUGUGUGAUGUGCGUAUACGGUUUUGUAAUUUCUACUGAAACUACUGACGACUCCGAGUGAACAGUUCAGUUAGUAAUAAAACGUCUGCAGUUUUCUCUUCACUCCAGAUGUAGAGGAUCUGCUGAGACGCAUUUCCUGCGUUACUGCUGCACUGGAUGCUAAUGUCGCUAACGUAAUGAAUGUCUGUGUGACCUCAGAUCAUUAGCGUGAGGUAAUCACACACGUCACAGCAGUGUGUUCAUCUCACUAACACCAUCUCUACACAAAACAGUGUAUACACACACAACAACACACAGAUCUAUUCCUAGCACAGCGGAGCUUCAUUACAUUUAUAACUUUACAAAUAUACAAGCAGAUGUGAAAAAAGCACAUAAGUGAAUCUCAAUUCAGAGCAAAAGUUUAAAAGUUUCCACAUUUAUAAAUGUGAUUAAAAUUAUUAAAAGUUAGACAAUAAACGAUUUUCCAACCUGAUGUCAUAUUUACACACCUGUAACUAUUAUAUACGCAUUAAGUCCAGUGAAAUAUUACAAAUUAAAAAUACUCUGAAAAAGCUUCGGCUCAGAAAACCUCGGCCGCUCAGAGCAGGUCGUGUUUGUGUGGAUCGUCUCCGAACAUAUUAAUUAAAUCUCCAUGAAUUAUUUCUGUACGAUUACUGAAGAGAAACGACAUACAGUAUAAUGCAGGUCAGCUGUCUUUGUUCGUCUUUACUAAAUAAAAAUAAUCUGUCACAGUGACGCUGUCGUGUUAAAUCUCGGCUGAAAUUCACAGGAUUAUGUUACAAAUCGAAACUUACAAAGCUGUUAAAGCACAACACGAAAUUUACAAAAAAUAAAAUCAACUUUUAUCAAGUAGGAAAAGAAAUUCAGUUUGUGAACGCCGCCAUGCUGUUGGUUAGGGGUGGAGCUGUGGGCGGGGUUGUGGGUGUGGUUAGGGACUGGGCUCUGGGUGUGGUUGGGGUAUAGUUACGGGUUUU